Messenger RNA from Lytechinus variegatus (green sea urchin), 727 nucleotides. Its product is annotated as neurogenic differentiation factor 6-A-like. The record is from RefSeq and is a predicted model, not a curated record. The transcript has a single exon. The coding region runs from base 71 to 727 and encodes 218 amino acids. Lineage: Eukaryota; Metazoa; Echinodermata; Echinoidea; Temnopleuroida; Toxopneustidae. Gene Ontology annotation, molecular function: protein dimerization activity.
AUAAUCGAAGAAGGUUUAAAUCCAUUAUAAAUUGUUGUUGUCGUUGCUAGUCAAAGACCAACCUUCAACAAUGUACAACCGACACCAACCACACUCCGGACGUCUCAUCAAAUGCAGCAGCGAUGAUAUCGUCUAUGAUUCUUGGUUGCACCAACACAAUAAUUCAAUCACUACUGAUGUUAGCCAGUCUGUUAGACUCUCAGAGCUGGGAUUACCGUUUGAUAAAUCAUGCUUUUCACCUCAAAGACUGAAUUUGUCUUCAUUCCCGUGUUCUCAGAGCGAUUAUGAAUCAGUGACGGCGCUGUCUUCUAGUCCCGAUUCACCCUCUUCAAGUGGAGACGAAGUUGGCAUCUCCAGAUUUGGAGAACCGGGAUCACGUUUUCCCGCCAAAGUACUUCCCAUCGUCCCGAAAGCAGCUGCGUCCGACGCCGAUACGCGCCGACUGCGAACGAAUCACCGCGAACGAAAGCGAAUGCGGAGUCUGAACGACGCUAUGGACAGACUUCGGAACGUCGUCCCGCAUUACCCGUCGAAACGACGUCUGAGCAAGAUGGAGACGCUGCUCCUGGCUCAAAGUUAUAUCCUGGCUUUGAGUAAUCUUCUGCAGGACAAAGGAAGCAGCGAAAAGGUGGGCAUCACUAUUCGUGCCACAGCGGCAUCACCAACAUUCAUUAAUAAAACUGAUUCCAACACGGCGUCAUCAGAUGCUGAAUUCAGAACUUUUUAG